Molecule: messenger RNA, 1077 nt
Organism: Clonostachys byssicola
Lineage: Eukaryota; Fungi; Ascomycota; Sordariomycetes; Hypocreales; Bionectriaceae
Source: the annotation of a GenBank genome assembly
AUGCUGCUACUAUUUGCAGUGGCGCAGGUAGCAGCGUCCGAGAUCAACUGCAACGGUAACGUAACAAUCCAGAACGGCGAAGAUGCGAAGAACGUGCGAGAAAAUUGCAAGACGAUUGCUGGGACUCUCCUUCUGGACAUAUUCGAAACCUGCAACUUGGAUGGCCUAGAGGAAGUCCAGGGAGACGUAGUGCAUGAUUGCCCCACAAAGCAACUGGGACUAGAUUAUUGCAUGGACGCAUCCACAACCUUCACCAUAAGCAGCUCUACUUUGAGAAGCAUCAAUGGCUCAUUGAGGUUUUAUUAUUAUCGGGGAAUCGAAAAACUGGAUUUCCCCAAACUCAACAAGGUCCAGGACAUCAGCCUAUACACACCUUACAACCUUACACACAUCAAUUUUUCCAACCUAGAGUACUUCGAAACUUUUUAUCUCAAUACGCCGAGUUUGAUAGAGCUGCAACUCGAUAAAUUUAAGGAGUUCACAUCUAGACCAUACGUCAACAUUGAGAACACUGGAAGGCUGGAAUCCUUGGAUAAAUUCUUUCAGAAUCCAGUGAACCCCUACAACUUUUACCAUUGGGAAGCUAGUUCUACCUUUGUCCAACUUCACCUGCUCACUGUUCGAAAUCUGACUUUUGGAUGGACACUAAUGCCGUCGUUGGUAAUCGAAGCCAAAAGUCCGUUGACACUCACCUUGGGUGGUCCUGAAACUGAAGAAAUGGAGUUUGAAGGCACACUCGAGAUUGGGGCUAACGUUUCAGCCAUCAAUCGUCACGAGAAUCUGAAGAAUUUGACGGUUAAUAGUUUUGAUUUGUCGCACAACACCCUCACUGACUUCGAUCUCUCUUUUCUCGACCAAGUUGCAAGCGUGGUAGUGUACAAAAACCCUCAACUCCGCCAGCUGAGGCUUCCAUCUACAGCGCAAUCAUGGAAGAACCUUUCUCUUAUCAUCUGGUAUAAUGAUAAUCUGCUACUCUCUCCUGUAAAGAAUGGGAGUGAAGAGACUAUUUGGCACUGGCCAACCGGCGACAUGUCAUCCGUGAGAAUACGUGCCAACAUAACAUCUGAUUUCUUGUAG